AUGUCCGCCAUGCCCACUCUUCGGCAAUCGGUGUGCCGCCGGCUACCCACCCGACCUCGAGCCACGCAGCCGCGCCUCACAACAUGCACACCGACGACGACGGUGCGAUUUGCCUCGAGCUCCUCUGGCGGCUCUGUCGGCCUUGGGCGCACCAAGGUCGCCCUGUACGCCACCGCCCUCGCCGCGACAGGCUACGUCGGCUACCUCUACGUGACGGACACGCGCGCCUCGCUCCUCCACCAUCACGUCAUCCCACCGUUGCUGCGCACCCUUUUCCCCGACGCCGAGGACGCGCAUCAUAUAGGCUCCAAGAUACUGCAGUUUCUCUACGAGGCGAAUCUACAUCCGCGCGAACGUCAGCCCCGCCACGCCGCGCCCUCCAAGCUCACGACCGAGGUAUUCGGCACCACGAUUGACAACCCGGUCGGCAUCUCGGCGGGCUUGGAUAAGGACGGCGAGUUAACAGAUGUCUUGUUUGCUCUCGGUGCCGGCGUCGUCGAGAUUGGCGGCAUUACACCAAUGGCGCAGGCUGGCAACGAGCGCCCGCGGUGCUUCCGCGUUGCCGGCCUCGACGGUCUCGUGAACCGCUACGGCCUCAACUCGCAGGGUGCCGACGCCGUAGCUCAGCGUCUGCGUAAACGGGUCCGGCGCUUCGCCCGUCAAGUUGGCGCGACUGAGGAGCAGGUGCUCAACGGCGAGGCCGGCGUGCUGCCGGGCAGCCUGGCCACGGGCCGGCUGCUCGCGGUGCAGAUCGCCAAGAACAAGGAGACAGACGAAAAGGAUCAGGCGGCAGUGGCGGCCGACUACGUCUACUGCGUGAACCGUCUAGCGCGCUACGCGGACAUUGUCGUGGUCAACGUCAGCAGCCCCAACACGCCCGGGCUGCGCGACCUACAGGCGACGGAGCCGCUGACGCGGCUGCUGACGGCCGUGGUCGAGGCAGCGCACAAGACGGAGCGCAAGACGCGGCCCAAGGUCAUGGUCAAGGUGUCGCCUGACGAGGAUGAUGACGCGCAGAUGGCGGGCGUGGUCGAGGCGGUGCAUCGGAGCGGCGUCGACGGCGUCAUUGUCGGCAACACGACCAAGCGCCGCGCGGGCAUCGUGCCCGAGGGCGUGCGGCUGUCGGCCAAGGAUCAACGCGCGCUGGGCGAGACGGGCGGCUACUCAGGGCCGGCCAUGUUCUCGCGCACGCUGGACCUGGUCGGCCGCUACCGCACCAUGAUGGAUGCGUACGCGCGCGAGGGCCACGCGACGACGACGACGACGGACAAGGGCGACGCGCGCAAGACGCUUUUCGCUACGGGAGGUGUGACAAACGGCGAGCAGGCGCUGCGGGUGCUCAACGCGGGCGCGAGCGUGGCCAUGGUGUAUACUAACAUGGUGUACGGCGGCGCGGGGACGAUUACGAGGAUCAAGGGCGAGAUGGAGAAGCAGGUAGAGGAUAUAAAAAGCAAGGCAUAA
Messenger RNA from Beauveria bassiana ARSEF 2860, 1461 nucleotides. RefSeq names its product dihydroorotate dehydrogenase. Bases 1 to 1461 code for a protein of 486 amino acids. Gene Ontology annotation, biological process: pyrimidine ribonucleotide biosynthetic process; 'de novo' pyrimidine nucleobase biosynthetic process. The transcript has a single exon. Lineage: Eukaryota; Fungi; Ascomycota; Sordariomycetes; Hypocreales; Cordycipitaceae. Gene Ontology annotation, molecular function: dihydroorotate dehydrogenase activity. Gene Ontology annotation, cellular component: mitochondrial inner membrane; cytoplasm. The record is from RefSeq and is a predicted model, not a curated record.